AUGUCGAGAAUGGAGGUCGAACGGAACCUGGUGAUGCUCGACGACAUGGUGUACGGCGACGGCGACGGCUUUGGGGCAGGAAGCGGCGUUGCGUCGACGACGGCAGCAAGUACGGUGGCGAGCACCACAUCGAACGUGGCCGCCAACCCGGCAGCCAGUGCGGCCGGCGGAGACAAUGCGCAGCCGAAGCGAACACGCGUGCUGCUGAGCUGUGCGCCGUGUCGCGUGUCCAAGCUCAAGUGCGACCGCGAGUCGCCCUGCGGCAACUGCCUGAAAAAGGACCGCAUCGACCUGUGCGAGUAUGCGCCGCGGCCCAAGAAACCCGCCAAGCCGGCCAAGGGCAUGGCGUCGCGGCUGCGGCGGCUCGAGGGCAUGCUGCGCGAGAUGAUGGACGACGACACCGCAGCCGCAGCCAUGUCGAGUUUUGGCGUGUCGAGCGCCGACCUGCUGGCCAACGGGGUCAAAAACGGCGCGACCGACGGCCAGCCGUCCUUCGUGUCUACGCUCACCGACGCUGAGGCCGAGGGCUACGACGGGAUGGGCAGACCGAUCCCCCCGACCGCCACGACGGCGGCGGGCGACAAUGCCGGCGGCAGUCAGAAUCCGCAUGCCCAUCCGAAUUCGCAUCCACACCCGACGCCACAGGCGCGCGGCAAGGGCCGUGUUGUGCGGGGGAAGCGGGGGACGACGUAUGUGGGCGCGACGCACUUUAUGGCGAUGCUCGACGACAUCGAGGACCUCAAGGCCUACUUUGACGACCCGCAGAACGUCCCCGAGGACGAGUGGCAGGACGUGUCGCCGGCGGCUGGCGACUCGCCGGAGCACUUGAUGCUGGGCGGACAGCAGCCGCGCACGCGGGCCGAGCUGCUGGCAGUGAUGCCGCCGCGGCUUGUGGUGGACCGGCUGAUUGCGCGGUACUUUGGAUCCAACACGCCGACGCAGCACACCCUCCAUCGACCGUCGUUCUCGCGCAAGUACAAGGAGUUCUGGCAGGACCCGGCCAACGCCGACGUCGACUUUCUGGCCGUGCUGUUCAACAUCCUGGCGUUGGGCGUGCACUUCUCGACGUAUUCCGCGCCGCACGAGCUCGACAUGGACGGCACAGGCAUGACCCCGACGGAACGGUACCGCGUGUACCGGGGCGCGGCCUCGGCGGCGCUUGGCAUGACACGCUUCUCGAGCCCCAACCUGCACACGGUCCGCGCGAUGCUCAUGUUUGCCGAGUCCGAGUUCCUCGUCAACCGCGCCACGCAGACCAACUGCUUCCUGCUGCUGGCGGUGUGCAUCCGGCUCAUGCUCAAGAUGGGCCUGCACCGCGACCCCAGCCGCCUGCCCAACAUCUCCGCCUUUGAGGGCGAGAUGCGCCGUCGGCUGUGGAACCUGGCCAUCCAGAUCGACCUCAUCGUCUCCUUCUACCUCGGCCUGCCCAGCAUGAUCCACGGCAUUCCCAGCGACACGAGCCUGGCACACAACCUGCUGGACGAGGACUUCAACGAAGACUCGCCCGUGCUGCCGCCGCCGCGGCCCGACUCCGAGUACACCGUCAUGAGCUACCCCAUCUUCAAGAGCAUGCUCUGCCGCAUUUUCGGCCAGGUCGCCCGCCUCGCCCACACGCUGACGCCGCCCAAGUACGCCGAGGUCCUGCGCACCGACCGCCUGCUCGAGGACAAGUGGCGCCAGAUCCCGGCUUUUAUGAAGGUCCGCCCGCUCGGCGACUGCGUGGCCGACCCGCCUAUGCAGGUCAUCCAGCGCUUCGGCAUCGCCUCGCUCUACCAAAAGAGCCGCUGCGUGCUGCACCGGCCCUACCUCGUCGAGGCCGUCCCGCUGCCCGAGCACGCCUACUCGCGCCGCACAUGCCUGCAGUCCGCGCUGACUCUGCUCGCCUACCACGAGGCCAUCCACGAGGCCACGCAGCCGGGCGGCCUGCUGCACCACAUUGGCUGGUUCAUCACGGGGCUCGGCAUGCACGACUUCCUGCUGGCGGCCAUGAUUGUGUACCUGGUGGUGCAGAACGACAACCUGUUUGAGUCGGAGCUGCUGACGAGCCGUGAUGGCGGUGGCGGCAGUACGAGUUGCCCCACGAGCAAUACUGAAGCGGCGGCAACGGCGACGCCGUCCGGGCCAGCAACCAAUAGCAGCGGCGGCAGCAGCGGCGGCGCAAUGGCGUCUGCCUCGGUCUCCUCCUCCGGAGGCGGUGCGCCCGGGUCGACUGGCACAGCAGCACCAGCAGGAGCGACCGCCGCCGCCACCACCGCCACCGCCACCGCAGACUACGAUGUCCCGCCGGCGCUACCCGUGGAUCGCAACGCCCUCAUCGAACUGCUGCGCCGCUCCCACCGCAUCUGGACCGACGCCGCCGAGAGGAACAGCGACACCCUCAAGGCCGCCGACCUGCUCAACGUCAUGCUGCGCAAAAUCUACGCCCGCGAGAUGCGCGAAAACGGCAGCCCGCCCGACUGGGCGCCGCCGCCUGACAACCGCCGAGAGACCCAGCCCGACCACCACCAGCAACAGCAACAGCAACAACAAAACGCCCGCUCCGCCUCGGCGCAGUGGUCAUACCCGUCGUCGCAGCCGGGCCACUCUUCCCACUCUUACAACACCCCGCAGUCCACAGGGAUGGGGAGCCUGCACGGCCAGGUCGAUCCGGUCUUUGUCGGCGGCGUGCCGGCCCUGUCGCAGGCCACUCUCCAGACUCUCGGCAUAAAAGACACAGUGAUGCCCGCCGCCCAUCCCCUGGGCCAGCCGCCGCCACCGGCGUCCCUCGACAUGUCGGCCAGCGAUGCCCAGAUGGGCUUCUCUCGCCGCGAUCUCGUCCCGCCCUCCCAGCUGCCCGCCGGCGCCACCAACAACAUGGGCGCUCCCUCGCGCUACGACUCGUGGAUCCCGCUGUCCCUCGACGCCCUCGACUGGGGCACCGUCGACAGUGGCAUCCGCGUCGUCAACAGCCAAGAAACCGAGUGGACCGGCGAGAACUCGGUCAUCAACGACAUCAACUACGUCGCCGCCGGCAUGUGGGACCAGCCGGAUCCAAGCUUGCAGUAG
Molecule: messenger RNA, 3045 nt
Organism: Sporothrix brasiliensis 5110
Lineage: Eukaryota; Fungi; Ascomycota; Sordariomycetes; Ophiostomatales; Ophiostomataceae
Exons: 3
Coding region: 1-3045 (1014 amino acids)
Biological process (GO): DNA-templated transcription; regulation of DNA-templated transcription
Cellular component (GO): nucleus
Molecular function (GO): DNA-binding transcription factor activity, RNA polymerase II-specific; zinc ion binding; DNA binding
Source: RefSeq, a predicted model, not a curated record